Molecule: messenger RNA, 2148 nt
Organism: Ceraceosorus guamensis
Lineage: Eukaryota; Fungi; Basidiomycota; Exobasidiomycetes; Ceraceosorales; Ceraceosoraceae
Exons: 9
Coding region: 369-1856 (495 amino acids)
Biological process (GO): mitochondrial calcium ion homeostasis; calcium import into the mitochondrion
Cellular component (GO): mitochondrial inner membrane; uniplex complex
Molecular function (GO): uniporter activity; calcium channel activity
Source: RefSeq, a predicted model, not a curated record
CAGGCUCGCGCGCUUGCCUCCACCUCACAUCCUCAUCGACUUCUGCACCACAACGGGGUUGUGCAGCCCAGCAGAGCUCGUUCCUCGUUCCCAUGCCCUCUUGGUGAUCUUAUUGCACUCACGAUUGCUUCGUCAGCUUUACGACUCGGGCUCGACAUCGGCAUUGAGUGGUUCCGGUUCACGAUUGUCGCUAUCUCAAGAUGGCGGCAAUGCGCAGCAUCACCCGGCCCGUUGCCUUCAUGAGGGCGCCAAAUGAUGCCCUUCGAAUCGCCGAGAUGACGACGCUCUCGUGUCGGCGAUGCAGCUCAGCUUCAAGGAAGCAACGGCCAAGCCCUUUCCCGUUCCUACUCGGCAACAAAGAAGCUUCGAUGCCGAACUCUUCAGUCUCCUCACCGAAUAUCUUUCGAAGAUGUGUCAAUACGCCUGCAGACAGCGGGGGAAUUCGCAACACCACGCCUUCCAGCUCCAAGCCUACCAAAGAUGCAGGCAUGAGACCAGCGCACGUCGACGACGAUAGGGGCUACUUGACAUUUACGCGUGCUUCACUGUUCAAGCUGACGCUACCCCUAGCUCCGCCUUCUGAUGAUCCCAAGUCGCCCACCUCGAAGGCUUCCUCAGCGGCAGCUCGCGCUCAGCGGCGACAGGCAGAGCGAGGCAACGAGGAGGAAGAGCCAAAGCAGCACUUGCAGCCGGCGAACGAUAGCGUGAGGUCGUGGGAAAGGAGAGUCGAAGAUGGAGAGACAGUAUCGCAGGUGUAUGAUGAUCAGAAAGCGGACGGCAAAACGAAGGCGGACCGCGCACAAGAGGUGGAGGAUAUGAUGACUGAUCGUGCAGAGCUGGAAUUUGACGCGCAUGCUCCCGCGCAUUCGGUGGUAUUCCUCCUUCACGGAGGCCAGCCGUUGUCGUACGUCUCGAGCUUGAUACGCUCCGAGGGGCCAUCGGCACGGCCAUUGCCCUCGCACACUCACGGAGACCACCCUCCUGGUACACCGCCUGAUGAUACGCUGGACAGUCGCUUGCCCGCCAUCACCUUCCACACUCGGCGAUCCGAGCUCAAGAGGUGGUCGCCUGCUACGGGUUUCAAUGACUACGUUCGCGAGGCUGCACGACUUGGGAGCUUCACGAUUCGCAUCGGCGAGCGAGAGAUCGAGGUCAACGUCCCUUCAUUCGAGGAUCGCACCCGCUUUCUGCGCUCGCGGUUGUAUGCGUGCACGGAUGAGAUCGAGAGGCUCAGAGUGCUCAAGGUUGAAUGCGAUAAGCUCGCCCAGGUCGGGACGAAGCGCUUUGCGUUCGCUGGAGCCGGAGUGCUAGCUACUUGGUGGGUUACGGUUAGCUACUUCACCUUCUUCACCGAGUAUGGCUGGGAUGUGAUGGAGCCCGCAACAUAUCUCGUCGGUCUGGGAACUUUGAUGGGAGGUUACGUUUGGUUCUUGCUUCACAACCGCGAGGUAUCCUAUCGCGCCGUGCUGAAUGAGACGACGAGUCGUCGCCAGCAAAUGCUUUACGAGCAGCGCGGACUGAACGUAGUGCGUUACGAAGAGCUGAUUGACGAAGCAAAGUCGCUGCGUUCACAGAUCAAACGUGUUGCCGAAGAUUACGGUCUGGAAUGGGAUCAGGGAGAGACAGUGUCCGGCCAGAAAGCGAAAAGGGCUUUGGACGUGGUCAGGCGACGCGAAGCGGCAGAUGAGAAAGGUGGUCGUUCCAAGAAGGAAAAGGACGACGAGGACGAGGAAGACGAGGACCAUGAAGAGGUGGAGAAAGACGAUGACGGGGAUGGAGUCCCCGAUGGAGAUCAGCGUCGGACUGCACGCGCGGCGUUGCGCUCGAAGCAGCAGAAGGACGAGCAAAAGGCAUGAGAUUUGCUUCGAAGAUCUGACAAAUCGGAUCAAGCAUCGCAUGGGACCGUGCUGCACGCAUCAUACCUACAACAUACCCUCAGCAACAAUCAUACACGACCGUGGCCAAGGAUUCAGUUGAACUUCCAGCAUCGCGCUACGUGUCCAGCGCGAGAUGAGGCUGCAGCGACCCAACGCAAUUUUGAGCGUCUCGCGAGGGAAUAUGUGCCGGGCGCCGCGGUGACACGAGUUGGUUGGAGUCAUCGAGCAGGCGGGCUUCGUCUACUUGAUUUUGAUUGUCGGGCGCAAAAGA